Molecule: messenger RNA, 2789 nt
Organism: Haliotis rufescens (red abalone)
Lineage: Eukaryota; Metazoa; Mollusca; Gastropoda; Lepetellida; Haliotidae
Product: mucin-5AC-like
Exons: 7
Coding region: 317-1975 (552 amino acids)
Source: RefSeq, a predicted model, not a curated record
GAAAUGUUUGUUCAGCCCUAUUUGAGAGGUACAGUUUCCUGGUAGUGCAGAUAAGGUGUACCUGUCUGUGUAGGCUGCCAAUACCCGAGGUGUGACCCAAUCGUCUUGGUAUACCUGUGUGUAGGUUGCUCAUAACCGAAGUGUGACCCAGACGUGAUAGUAUACCUGUGUGUUAGGGAGGUUUGACCCAGUCAUCCCUGUGUACCUGUGUGUAAGGAAGAUGUGAACUAAUCAUUCAAGUGUAUCUGUGUAUAAGGUUCCUUAAACCCGAGGUGUGACCCCACCGUCUUAGUGUCCUAUCAAUACAACUGCGGGCAUGUAUUUUUUCAUCAUCGGCGUUGCUGUAUCGAUGCUUGAUUAUCCAGUAUCGGGCCAAAACGCCAGCUGUAAUUCCCAGAACUGUAUAGUGAACAUAGCAACGAGUAACUUUACAUCUGGGGACAACAAAAGCUACACCAUCAGCGGCCAGUCAGCCUGGGUUACUGAUGGUUUGACGUCAGGGCCGUGUGCAUCAGUCUCGUCCCUAUAUCCGGCAUGGAAGGCUGAGUUUGGACAGAACAGGACAGUCAGCAGGAUCAAGAUAUUCUUGGAAGGUCAACAGGGUGACAUACAUGUGUUUGUAGGCAACAGAGUAUGUCACACUCCGGCCUCCAACUACACAUGGAUGCCUGAGUAUACCCUUGUCUGUCAGGUACCCGUGACGGGGGACUACCUCCUCAUGUAUCGUGCACCUACAGGAGGGAUGCUGAAUCUAACUCUCUGUGAGGUGGAAAUAUACGCGACGCCUUCUCCAGCAACUACUACCCACGGACCAUCUUCCACAACUAUCUCCUCCACGCCAGCGAUAGCGUCAUCUACUGGUGAAUCAGCAAGGGACGCCAUUGCAACACCGACGAUCACCCUGGACACAGCUUCCACAACUAUCUCCUCCACGCCAUCGACAGUGUCACCCGCUUAUGAAUCCACCAGUGACGCCAUCCCAACUCCAACGACCACUCUGGACACAGCUACCACAUAUACUCACCUUGAGGCAGGCACACCAGCGAUGUCGCCUUAUGAAAACAGUCAAACAGAAGCUACAAAGUCUCUUUACUUUACACCUUCUUCUGAACUAUACCAGUCAUAUCCUAGCCAUGUUGUAGCUCCUAGUCCCACAGUCUCUCCCGAUACCGCAUCUAUUCCGACUUCUGCCAUGAGCUCGAGUCCAACAAACAGACAGAAUUCUUUCACUUGGCCAGGCUAUAGCCUGUCAUCCUCUCAAGGUUCAAGCUCCAUGUCUCGUUCAACAACAGUUACUAUCAACUCGAAUCCAACAGAUUCCCAAAGUCCUACGGCUAGCCUCACAUCGCUAAUGAGUGAUGCCAUUGAACCUACUACCCUUCACCUGUCAUCCCCGAACCUCAGCGCCACAACCACACACAGUUCUCUAAACGUCCAACCAUUCCGUUCUACACCCACACUUGCAGUCCUUACCACCACGGCAGUCAUCUCGAACUCUGCAACAUUGAGUAACCAUGAUAUCACUCUGGCGACCAACGAAGCCUCUACACCGUACACAACAUUUCAAAACGUGAGCAUCCACCCAUCAACGGACGUGCUGACCACAACGGUAUCUAUGAGUCCUACAUCAGCAACAACUACAACCGCGAACUCUGCUUCAGAGACCAACAUCCCAGCGACCUCAACCGGAUCAGUAACUCCCACACCAGUGACCUCGAAGACCACAUUGACUACCAUCUUAACGUCAAACGGUGGUACCCCGACAACGACGUCUACAAAACCAGCUACAGAUGGAACUACGCCAAACGUUGGACAGGUGUCUGGAACCAGCGCUCCAAAGGCAGCAAAUAUGAACAUUGUCGUGAUAGUCGCAACAGUUGGAGGGUGUGUGGUGCUGCUGUACAUUGCUGGAAUGACUGUAUUAGUGUUGAGACAAAAUCGAAAGGACGUAUAUAGACCGGGGCAGGCAGAAUGAGACAUUGGUGCCUCGUGAACAGGGGUGUCAUGAUAUCAAUGACACAGGAAGGUAAUCAGUUGGAAGUACACUAUUUCUACUGGUGAAAAACAACUCUUAAGAAAUCGGCCUUUUGGGGGUUCUUCUGUCAGUUUUGUAUGUUUCUUUGCUUGUGUUGUGUUUAACGUCGUGCACUCACAGCUGUAUUACGAUGGUCUGUAAAUAAUCGAGUCUGGACCAGACAAUCCAGUGAUAGACGUCAUGAACAGUGAUCGACGCAGUUGGGAUACGAUGACGUGCAUCAACCAAGUCAGCGAGCCUGACCACCCGAUCCCGUCAGCCGCCUCUUACCAUUGGUUGCUGAAGACCUCUUCUAACCCGAAUCUUUACAGCGAUCGUGUGUCUGCUUGGAACUUUUCGUCAGUCAUUAAUGCCAGUGAACAUUACGCUUCUUUAAGUUGAAUAAGUAACAAGUAGGUAAGCUGGUUAUAUGCAUUUCCCCAACUUGUAAGAAUGCUGCUGAGUAAUUUGUUACAAAUAUUGCCGAGGGGAAAUUACGAGAUUUAUUUGUUCAAGUUUGAGGGCAUGUGUAGUGAAACACGGGUAGGAAUCGCCCGCCAUGGAAUAUGGUAGCUGUUGGGUGACUACGUGUUGGUCAAUCUGGUACAGAAUGCUAUGUUACUAAGUACACAUAGAUCGCCAGUAAUGAUUGCGAGAUAUACAUGGUGCUAAUUUAAAGUUAUAUGAUUAUGCAUAUAGCAUUGUCACAAAUUUGUAUUUUAAAUGUACAGAAUGUUUUGGACGUAGUUUUUGGAAUAAAGAUCAUGUUUUACGA